AUGUUCACAUCGCUCGGCCUUUUUGGGGCAAUUCCAUGCCCGCAAGGCAAGGCUUGCACUCUUUUGAAAUGCAUAUUCUCUCAUGAUAAUGAGCCAACCCUAGCUGAGGCUCAGCCGUCGAAGAUUCCAGCGUCAGGCGACGAUGGCCCUCCUUCUAAACGGGUCAAAGUGGAAAGCACACAGUUGCCGGGUUCCCCCAUUCCAUCUUGCAACUUAGAAGAAUCAUCCCUCGAAAUGGGACGGCGCUCACCGAAACCAGUCGCCCCCAAACGAAAUCAAAAUACACAAGACACCUCAAGAGCUCAAGAAGCCGCCCAGCCUACCUCAAGCCGUGGCCCACCAAACCCUUCGGGGAGCGAGCCUGCGAAGCGCACUAAUACCACAUCCGCUGGAUCUUCAUCACAGCUCCCUCCACGCAAAGUUCCAAAAGAAACUUUGAAUCCUCGCAUGCUUUCCCAUGCACCGGCAACUCAUGGCAGUCGGACUGCCAUUCUCCAGAAGCUGCACUCCGCCAUGACUGCUCUCAAUGAAAAGCUACGAAAGGACAAGAAUAGCUCGAAUAGAUGUUUCAUCCUAACCCCCGAUGAACUCACCAUAAUGGCUCUGGAUGAGGAAGAAAAAUUCGCCAGGGACAGCCCAAGCGUUUACGGCAAUGUUAUCAAACUUCGAAUCGUGAAAGUUACGAAGAUGGGAAUUGACGAAUGGGUCAAGGAGGUGAUGUCUCAUCUGAAUUCGCGAUAUUAUAAGAUAAACCCCGUCCAGAAGCCACAGGCGACGCCCAUACCUAUCAACACAGGCCUCACUCCUGCAGAAGAAAUCGCAGUUGUAUCCCAGCUAGUCACGCCCCUCACUGGCCUCGAAGGUCAUGGGUAUGUCACAAAACAGCCCACAAAUGCAGAAAUAGAAACCGCCAAGAGAGGUGUUGAUGAGUCCAAGGGCUGGGAGAAGUGCGACAGAUGCGGUCAACGGUUCCAGGUAUUUCCAGGUCGUCGCGAGGAUGGUGCCCUGGCCAGCGGUGGUUACUGUGACUAUCAUCCUGGUCGGCCCGUUUACCCUCAACGCAAGAAAACAGACCAUGUCACCGGUCCCUCCCAGCCAUACUUUCCCUGCUGCAGCGAGGGAUUGGGGACGUCUACAGGCUGCACCAGAGCCAAGACACAUGUCUUCAAGGUCUCCGAGACCAAACGACUUGCCUCCAUCCUCCAAUUCCAGACAACCCCAUCGCAGCCAGGAAAGGGACCAUUGAAACCGGUCUCUAUUGAUUGCGAGAUGGGCUACACGACAUUGGGGCUCGAACUGAUUCGUCUCACUGCAGUCAGUUGGCCUGAAGGCUGUGAUCUCCUUGAUGUGCUGGUCCGGCCUAUGGGCGAGGUGUUAGAUCUCAACACACGCUUUUCUGGCGUCACCCCACAACACUAUGCUUCCGCCAAGCCGUAUGGCACUCCAAUUCCCAGCAUAUCUUCACCGUCGGCAGACGAGAAAAAGAAAACCAACCCGCCCUUGCAACUUGUUCAGUCGCCCGAGGAGGCGCGCGAUCUGCUUCUGAAGCUCCUCCAGCCCGAGACACCUCUCAUCGGCCAUGCAAUCGACAACGACCUCAACGCUUGCCGUAUAAUCCACCCUACGGUCAUUGACACCGUCCUCCUGUACCCUCACCCCAAGGGUCUCCCCAUUCGUCUAAGUCUCAAGGCCCUUGCUCAAAGGCACCUUGGCCGUGACAUCCAGGUCGGAGACAAUGGGCACGACUCAAAGGAGGAUUCAAUUGCUACAGGUGAUCUUGUGAGAGUGAAAGUGGGUGAGAAAUGGAAAGCGUUGAAGAAGAACGGACAUAAAAUUGAGGGUGACAAGUUGGUCCAUCCGGAUGGCCGAGUAUCAACGGUCACAUCUUCAUGGACAACGGUCCAGAAGAGAAAGUCCAGCAGAUGA
Penicillium robsamsonii is the source of this 1926-nucleotide messenger RNA. It is a transcript of the gene rex3, whose product is annotated as putative RNA exonuclease Rex3. The record is from RefSeq and is a predicted model, not a curated record. The transcript has a single exon. Lineage: Eukaryota; Fungi; Ascomycota; Eurotiomycetes; Eurotiales; Aspergillaceae. The coding region runs from base 1 to 1926 and encodes 641 amino acids. Gene Ontology annotation, cellular component: nucleus. Gene Ontology annotation, molecular function: nucleic acid binding; exonuclease activity.